GCUGGGACAGGCGGGACAAGCAUGGCCAAGGUGGGCUUCCACCGGACAGGGCUUAGGCUGGAGGCGCGAGGAGGGAGUGCGGACGAGCAUGGCAGCAGGCGGCGGGUGGGCGGAGACGGAGGCCAUGGAGAUGCCGAGGCACGGAGAGACGGCGAGAUGGAGGCACGGAGAGACGGCGAGACGGAGGCGCGGGGCUGGCCAGAGGAUGGAGCAGCAGAGAGCGAGGAUGAGGGCAAGGUCGAGGAGGAGGUGGUCGGAGUGGGGGUGUUGGCGAGGCAGGAGCUGCCGCGGUAUGCGCAGACCACACCGCAGCUGGUGGAUGCGUGGAUGACGGGCUCGAUGUGGACCUCGUUUGCCACGCCCGAGACAGGCUGGUAUGGGUACAUGCUGCUGGGCGCCACAGCUGUUGGAUUUGUCGUGGCCAUCUACAUCAUCGUCCUCUCCAAGUUCAUGCCGGUCACCGGAUCGCCGCUCGUCGACUACAUCUCGCAGGACCACUACUACUCGGUCCUCAUCCCCUACCUUGCGCCCGUCGCCCUCGUCUACGUCUACUUUUCAUGGCUCUCGUUCAAGUUCUACCGGCAUAACUAGCCACCGCCGCUCCGAUGUGGACGCCGCGCGCUUUACUCCUUCUUGGCCUUGCUGCUGCUCUUGGCGCCAUCGCCACCCUCUGCCACGUGCUUCUUGUGCGCCGCGUCGAGCUCGAUCAGCAACCUGCGCCCACGCGCUCUGUGAGUCUGUGUAUGUGUUCGGAGUGUGGCGGGAGGGAUCUCUGACGACGUACCAGUUGAUCAGAGCGAUGAGGACGACGGUCAUGGCGAGCAUGACAGCCAGAUGGAUGUUGAAGCCACGGAUGAGCAGCAGCGAGGCGAGAACCACAAGGAGAGUGAUAAAGACAACGUUCAUCAG
Messenger RNA from Thecamonas trahens ATCC 50062, 909 nucleotides. RefSeq lists its product as uncharacterized. The transcript has a single exon. Bases 22 to 591 code for a protein of 189 amino acids. The record is from RefSeq and is a predicted model, not a curated record. NCBI's taxonomy places the organism in Eukaryota, Apusomonadida, Apusomonadidae.